Messenger RNA from Coregonus sp. 'balchen', 10316 nucleotides. NCBI's taxonomy places the organism in Eukaryota, Metazoa, Chordata, Actinopteri, Salmoniformes, Salmonidae. The record is from the annotation of a GenBank genome assembly.
AUGUUUUCAGGCAUCCCCACCGACGAGGAGCAGGCCACUGGUCUGGAGAAGAUCGUUAUGAAGGCUGCCCAACAGGGCGCGGUACGUCAACAUAUAUAUUCUUAAAUAAUACUUUAACGUCAGAUGUUUUGCCCUAGCUAACGUUAGAACGCUAGCGUUGAUGUAGCUCUCGAGAACCCAAGGCCAGGGUAAGUCAAACACGUUUUUAUUUUAUUUCUGGUAGAUCAUCCCCCCCCAAAAAACACACUCAUUAGCAGUUUUUUCCUAAUUAAUUUCCAAUAGUUUUCUACUUAAUGUUAAGCUUUAAAAGUACAUUCCUAAAACAUAAUAUGUUGAAAAUGACGCUGUCGCUGCAUCCCGUUGACAACAACCUUUUGAUAAAUAGACCAAUGCAAAAAACAAAGUUCAGUUUAUAUCAAUUAAUAUGCAGAAUCAGUUCAUGAUAUAUUCAAAACCUAAACGUACAUGUGCUACAUUGGUCAUCAUAUUACUUGUAUUUAAAUUUUUUAACGAGCACCUUAUAAACUGCAUUUGCACCAAAACACAUGUUUUGACAAGUGGAAAUAAAUCACUCAUAUUAAUUAGUGUUCGCUGUUGAAACUAACAACUCAAAAACCACACAGAAACUGGAAAUAUUGUUUACAGCAUUCGUUAGAGGACAACCUGCUGAAGACAACCAGCUACAUUUUGGAGUGAUGCAUAUUGAUAUGGGUGUCGCCAAAACGGAAAGAGAAACGCAACACUUAUCAAUCACUCUAUCGCGUUGAAAUCAAUAGAACGAGAGUGGGGGAGUCAGGUUGCAUGUCCUGCACAAACUAACUACAAAAAAAACACAUGGAAUCAUAUCACUGGUUAGAAACGUUAAUAAUCCCCACUCUGCGAUACGGGUUUGGAAACCUUUGGACUUAAUUUUCAUUCCAGUGAGAGAAUCUCUAAAGUACAAAAGAUACACUUACUGUACGCUGUGUAAUAAAGUUGCACCCGGCUGUAACACAGCCUAGAGGGACAAUAGUGCUGAGUACCAGACAGUUAGCAAGUUUAGUAGGCUGCUAAUGACCAUCGGCAGCAUUAGAGCUUGGAGAACCUAAUUACCAUGACUAAACGGUCACGUGGAAUAUGACUGCCAUCAUGACUCAUGACCGCCGGUGUGGCGGUAAUACGGUUGCCGUAAAAGCCCUAGGCAGGGCUUGCAAACGAUCAGGUGAUUUACAAAGGGAAAUCCAGCCGCGAGCUGCCCAGUGACACUAGUAAAACCCGACCGAUGUGAUUUUUGCGACUGAUACGGAUUUUAGGGAGGCAAAAGUUACCGAUAUACAAGUGCCUUCAGAAAGUAUUCACACCUUGACUUUUCCACAUUUUGUUACAGCCAUAAUUUUAAAAUGAAUACAAUUUGGGGCGGCAGGUAGCUUAGUGGUUAAGAGCGUUGUGCCAGUAACCGAAAGGUCGCUGGUUCUAAUCCCCGAGCCGACUAGGUGAAAAAUCUGUCGAUGUGCCCUUGAGCAAGGCACUUAACCCUAAUUGCUCCUGUAAGUCUCUCUGGAUAAGAGCGUCUGCUAAAUGACAAAAAUGUAAAUGUCACUGAUCCACACACAACAUACCUCAAUAUGGAAUUUGAAAUAUUUUUUUUUGAAAUUAAUUAAAAGAAUUAGGCUGAAAUGUCAAUAAGUAUUCAAACCCUUUUGUUAUGGUAAGCCUAAAUAACUUCAGAAGUAAAAAUUGUAUGGUUUUUUGUGUGUGCAAAUUGCGUGGACUAACUGUGCAAUAAUGGUGUUUUAACCUGAUUUUUGAAUGACUACCCCAUCUCUGUACCCCACACAUACAAUGUGGUCCCUCAGUCGAGCAGUGAAUUCACAGAUUCAACAACAAAGACAAGGGAGUUUUUCCAAUGCCUCGCAAAGAAGGGCACCUAUUGGUAGAUAAAAUAAAAAAUGUGCAGACAUUAAAUAUAUAUUUUACACUUUUGGAUGGUGUAUCAAUACACCGUCAAUACAAAGAGACAGGCGUCCUUCCGAACUCAGUUGAUGGACAGGAAGGAAACUGCUCAGGGAUUUCGCCAUGAGGCCAAUGGUGACUUUAAAACAGUUAGUUUAAUGGCUGUGAUGGUAGAACUGAGGAUGGAUCAACAACAUUGUAGUUACUCCACAAUACUAAUCCAAUUGAUAGUGAAUAGAAGGAAGCCUGUAUAGAAUACAACUAUUCCAAAACAUGCAUCCUCUUUGCAACAAGUCACUAAAGUAAUACUGCAAGAAAUGUGGCAAAGCAAAACCUUUUGACCUGAAUACAAAGUGCUAUGUUUGGGGAAAAUCCAAUACAACACAUUACUGAGUACCACUCCAUAUUUUCAAGCAUAGUGGUGGCUGCAUCAUGUUAUGGGUGUGCGUGUAAUUGUUAAGGACUGGGGUGUUUUUAAGGAUAAAAAAUUAAUGGAAUGGAUCUAAGCACAGGCAAAAUCUUAGAGGGAAACCUGGCUGUCUGCUUUCCACCAGACACUGGGAGAUGAAUUCAUCUUUCAGCAGGACAAUAACCUAAAACACAAGGCGAACUCUACACUUGAGUUGUUUACAAAGACAGUGAAUGUUCCUGAGUGUCCGAGUUACCAGUUGCCUUAAAUCUACUUGAAAAUCUGGGGCAAGACCUGACAUUUUUUUUUCUAGCAAUGAUCAACAACUAAUUUGGCAGAGAUUGAAGAAUUUUGAAAAUAAUAAUGGGCAAAUGUUGCACAAUCGAAGUGUGGAAGCUCUUGGAGACUUAGCCAGAAAGACUCAGCUGUAAUCGCUGUCAAAGGUGUUUCUACAAAGUAUUGACUCGGGUGUGAACACUGAGAUUUCGGUAUUUCAUUUUCAGUAAAUUUGCUAAUAUUUCUAACGUUUUCACUUUAAAACAAUGUGGAUUAAGUUCAGGGGUAUGAAUACUAUUAUUUGGAUGGUAAUUUCAUGACUUUUCAGAACCACUUGUCUAACAAAGUUUAAAAUGUUUGAGUUUCCAUUUUUAAAGACAAUUAUACAGGUAAUUCUGGUAUGUACUCUAGAGGUCAAAGUUCUGUUGAUCUGACCAUUCUGAAAAAUGUGUCUGAUGGAUAACUGACUAAUCUUUCCAAUGAUAUCUGAUUUAAAGGGUAUACGUGAGCAAUAACUUGUUGUAUACUGACGUUGUUUGUCAGGGUAAAAUCUCUAUGGGAAAAAAUGAUUGGGAUGGAGGGAUGAAAGAGUGAUAACACAGAGGAAGCUACCAUUGCUGCACUGCCAUCACACAUUUUUAAACGGGACGUAGACCUUAAAGCAGCAAUCAGCAGUUGAAAUAAUAAAGCGGUUUCCUUGCCUCUGUUUUGGUUAAAAGUUGAGUGAUGGGCCUGGAGAAAUAAAACCACUCUCAAAUUCAUAGAGCAAUGGAUGCAAGGACUGACCAUCCAAUAUAUAUACACUGCUCAAAAAAAUAAAGGGAACACUAAAAUAACAACACAUCCUAGAUCUGAAUGAAUGAAAUAAUCUUAUUAAAUACUUUUUUCUUUACAUAGUUGAAUGUGCUGACAACAAAAUCACACAAGUUAUCAAUGGAAAUCAAAUGUAUCAACCCAUGGAGUUCUGGAUUUGGAGUCCCACUCAAAAUUAAAGUGGAAAACCACACUACAGGCUUAUCCAACUUUGAUGUAAUGUCCUUAAAACAAGUCAAAAUGAGGCUCAGUAGUGUAUGUGGCCUCCAUGUGCCUGUAUGACCUCCCUACAACGCCUGGGCAUGCUCCUGAUGAGGUGGUGGAUGGUCUCCUGAGGGAUCUCCUCCCAGACCUGGACUAAAGCAUCCGCCAACUCCUGGACAGUCUGUGGUGCAACGUGGCGUUGGUGGAUGGAGCGAGACAUGAUGUCCCAGAUGUGCUCAAUUGGAUUCAGGUCUGGGGAACGGGCGGGCCAGUCCAUAGCAUCAAUGCCUUCCUCUUGCAGGAACUGCUGACACACUCCAGCCACAUGAGGUGUAGCAUUGUCUUGCAUUAGGAGGAACCCAGGGCCAACCGCACCAGCAUAUGGUCUCACAAGGGGUCUGAGGAUCUCAUCUCGGUACCUAAUGGCAGUCAGGCUACCUCUGGCGAGCACAUGGAGGGCUGUGCGGCCCCCCAAAGAAAUGCCACCCCACACCAUGACUGACCCACCGCCAAACCGGUCAUGCUGGAGGAUGUUGCAGGCAGCAGAACGUUCUCCACGGCGUCUCCAGACUCUGUCACGUCUGUCACAUGUGCUCAGUGUGAACCUGCUUUCAUCUGUGAAGAGCACAGGGCGCCAGUGGCGAAUUUGCCAAUCUUGGUGUUCUCUGGCAAAUGCCAAACGUCCUGCACGGUGUUGGGCUGUAAGCACAACCCCCACCUGUGGACGUCGGGCCCUCAUACCAUCCUCAUGGAGUCUGUUUCUGACCGUUUGAGCAGACGCAUGCACAUUUGUGGCCUGCUGGAGGUCAUUUUGCAGGGCUCUGGCAGUGCUCCUCCUUGCACAAAGGUGGAGGUAGCGGUCCUGCUGCUGGGUUGUUGGCCUCCUCCACGUCUCCUGAUGUACUGGCCUGUCUCCUGGUAGCGCCUCCAUGCUCUGGACACUACGCUGACAGACACAGCAAACCUUCUUGCCACAGCUCGCAUUGAUGUGCCAUCCUGGAUGAGCUGCACUACCUGAGCCACUUGUGUGGGUUGUAGACUCCGUCUCAUGCUACCACUAGAGUGAAAGCACCGCCAGCAUUCAAAAGUGACCAAAACAUCAGCCAGGAAGCAUAGGAACUGAGAAGUGGUCUGUGGUCACCACCAGCAGAACCACUUCUUUAUUGGGGGUGUCUUGCUAAUUGCCUAUAAUUUCCACCUGUUGUCUAUUCCAUUUGCACAACAGCAUGUGACAUUUAUUGUCAAUCAGUGUUGCUUCCUAAGUGGACAGUUUGAUUUCACAAAAGUGUGAUUGACUUGGAGUUACAUUGUGUUGUUUAAGUGUUCCCUUUAUUUUUUUGAGCAGUGUACAUUCGUUUUGAGGCUAUAUAGGCCUAGUGUUGGUUUACAUUUACAAUGUUAACAAACAUUGGAGUAAAAGCUUAUAUUUUGAGUUCUGAUGGGGUACGACAGCUGAACUAAGCUCACGAGGCAUUUGUUAUAUUCAAGAAUCGAUGAGUAUAUAUCACACACAAGUAAGAAAAUGGAUGUAGCAAUUGCACAUUGCCCUUUUAAAAACCCCCCCCCCCCCCCCCCCCCCGUUCAACACCAUAGCACCCUCCAAACUCAUCACUAAGCGAAGGACCCUGGGACUAAACACCUCCCUCUGCAACUGGAUCAUGGACAUCCUGACGGACCACCCCCCAGGUGGUGAGGGUAGGCAGCACAUCUGCUACGCUGACCCUAAACCACAGGGCCCCCUCAGAGGUGUGUGCUUAGUCCCCUCCUGUACGACUGCGUGGCCGCGCACGACUUCAACACUAAGUUUGCACCGACACAACGGUGGUAGGCCUAAUCACUGAUGAGAUGGCCUAUAGGGAGGUGGUCAGAGACAAGACAAAGGAGCUGAUCGUGGACUACAGGAAAAAAAAGAGGACUGAGCACGCCCCCAGUCACAUCGACGGGGCUGUAGUGGAGCGGGUCGAGAGCGUCAAGUUCCUCGGUGUACACAUCACUGCCAGAUGGUGACGCGUGAUAGAAAGCCAUUUCAUGAGGCUCCCGACAAACAGUUCUUGUGCUGAUGUUGCUUCCAGAGGUAUUUUGGAACUCGGUAGUGAGUGUCGCAAGCAAGGACAGACUAAUUUUACGCGCUUCAGCGCUCUGCAGUCCCGUUCUGUAAGCUUGUGUGGGCUACCACUGCUCCUUGACGUUUCCACAAUAACAGCACUUACAGUUGACCGGGACAGCUCUAGCAGGUCAGAAAUUUGACGACUGACCUGUUUGAAUAGUGGCAUACUAUGACAGUGCCAUAUUGAAAGUCACUGAGCUCUUCAGUAAGGCCAUUCUACUGCCAAAGUUUGUCAAUGGAGAUUGCAUGGCUGUGUGCUCUAUUUUAUACAUGUGGCUGAAAUGGCCAAAUCCACUAAUUUGAAGGGCUGUCCACAUACUUUUGUGAAAUAUAGUGUGUAUCUAUCUCAAUUACCUCAUACCCCUGCACAUUGACUCUGUACAGGUACCCUGUGUGUAUAUAGCCAAGUUAUCGUUACUCAUUGUGUAUUCAUUCCUCUUAUUCUUCUCUCUGCAUUGACAAGAGCCUGUAAUUAAGCAUUUCACUGUUAGUCUACACCUGUUUCGUACUACACCGGCUCUGACGCUCGUCGGAUGUGGCAGGGCUUGAAAACUAUUACAGACUACAAAGGGAAGCACAGUCGUGAGCUGCCCAGUGACACAAGCUUACCAGACGAGCUAAAUCACUUCUAUGCUCGCUUCGAGGCAAGCAACACUAAAGCAUGCAUGAGAGCACCAGCUGUUCUGGAUGACUAUGUGAUCACGCUCUCCGUAGCUGAUGUGAGUAAGACUUUUAAGCAUUCACAGGGCCCUUUCCCACCUGGACAAGAGGAACACCUACGUGAGAAUGCUAUUCAUUGACUACAGCUCAGCGUUCAACACCCUAGUGCCCUCAAAGCUCAUCACUAAGCUAAGAAUCCUGGGACUAAACACCUCCCUCUGCAACUGGAUCCUGGACUUCCUGACGGACCGCCCCCUAGGUGGUAAGGGUAGGUAACAACACAUCCGCCACUCUGAUAUUCAACACGGGGGGCCCCUCAGGGGUGCGUGCUCAGUCCCCUCCUGUACUCCCUGGUCACCCAUGACUGCAUGGCCAGGCACGACUCCAACACCAUCAUUACGUUUGCCGACGACACAACAGUGGUAGGCCUGAUCACCGACAACGAUGAGACAGCCUAUAGGUGUAGUGCCAGGAUAACAACCUCUCCCUCAAUGUGAUCAAUGUCAUCAACGGGGCUGUAGUGGAACAGGUUGAGAGCUUCAAGUUCCUUGGUGUCCACAUCACCAACGAACUAUCAUGGUCCAAACACACCAAGACAGUCGUGAAGAGGGCACGACAAAGCCUAUUCCCCCUCAGGAGACUGAAAACAUUUGGAAUGGGUCCUCAGAUCCUCAAAAAGUUAUACAGCUGCACCAUCGAGAGCAUCCUGACUGGUUGCAUCACCACAUGGUAUGGCAACUGCUCGGCCUCUGACCGCAAGGCACUACAGAGGGUAGUGCGUAUGGCCCAGUAUAUCACUGGGGCCAAGCUUCCUGCCAUCCAGGACCUCAAUACCAGGCGGUGUCAGAGGAAGGCCCUCAAAAUUGUCAGACUCCAGCCACCCUAGUCAUAGACUGUUCUACGGCAAGCGGUACCAGAGUGCCAAGUCUAGGUCCAAAAGGCUUCUCAACAGCUUCAACCCCCAAGACAUACGACUCCUGAACAGCUAAUCAUGGCUACCCGGACAAUUUGCACUGCCCCCCUCUUUUACUCUGCUGCUACUCUGUUUAUUAUUUAUGCAUAGUCACUUUAACUCUACCCACAUGUACAUAUUACCUCGACUAGCUGGUGCCCCCGCACAUUGACUCUGCACCGGUACCCCCCUGUAUAUAGCCUCCCUAAUAUUAUUUUAUUUUACUGCUGCUCUUUAGUUAUUUGCUGAAUUAUUAUUUUAUUUUUUUACUUUGCAUUGUUGGUUAAGGGCUUGUAAGUAAGCAUUUCGCUGUAAUGUCUACACCUGUUAUAUUCGGCGCAUGUGGCAAUUUUUUUACGAAGCAUGUGACAAAUAACAUGUGAUUUGCUGGUACUUGGCUAACUUAGCUAGGAUCCUUACAAGGUUUCUUAGAGGGCUUUGCCCUUAUUGUAGUUCACUCUCAUACCAUAUAAGUAUAUUAUUGAACCUGCCUUGUUUGAAUUCCUUCCAGGACCCCUACAGCAUGCUGAAACCCAAGGAGUAUGCUGGCUCCAAGGCCGACCCUCAUCUGGUGCCCUCCAUCACCACCAAGAGGAUUGUGGGCUGUGUCUGUACGUGACUUGCUUCAUAUUAGUCUUGCAACAGCUGUCUGGGAGCUGUCUGUUGCCAGAAGCCAUAUUUCUCUGAUUUGUCUUGGCUGUCUGAUUGUUGUGAUCUCUGCUCAUAUCUAAACUCUCUCCUUCAAACACUCUCUCCCGCUCUCUUCUCUCUCUCCAUCUCUAGGUGAGGAGGAUAACACAGCAGUGGUGUGGUUCUGGCUCCAUCAGGGCGAGGCUCAGCGCUGUCCCUCCUGUGGCUCCCACUACAAACUGGUGCCCCACGAGCUGCCACACUAAAAUAUAUAUAUACAUACAUACACACCGUACCGUACCAGUCAAAAGUUUGGACACCUACUCAUUCAAGGGCUUUUCUUAUUGUAGAAUAAUAGUGAAGACAUCAAAACUAUGAAAUAACAUGUCGUAACCAAAAGUGUUAAACAAAUCAAUAUAUUUUAGAUUCUUCAAAGUAGCCACCCUUUGCCUUGAUGACUGCUUUGCACACUCUUGGCAUUCUCUCAUCCAGCUUCAUGAGGAAUGCUUUUCCAACAGUCUUGAAGGAGUUCCCACAUAUGCUGAGCACUUGGCUGCUUUUCCUUCACUCCACUGUCCAACUCAUCUUAAACCAUGUCAAUUGGGUUGAGGUCGGGUGAUCGUGGAGGCCAGGUCAUCUGAUGCAGCACUCCAUCACUUUCCUUCUUGGUCAAAUAGCCCUUACACUGCCUGGAGGUGUGUUUUGGGUCAUUGUCCUGUUGAAAAACAAAUCAUAGUCCCAUUAUGCAUAAACCAAAUGGCAUGGCGUAUUGCUGCAGAAUGUGGUGGUAGCCAUGCUGAUUCUAAAUAAAUCACUGACAGUGUCACCAGCAAAGCACCCCCACACAUCACACCACCUCCUACAUGCUUCACGGUGUAAACCACGCAUGCAGAGAUAAUCCGUUCACCUACUCUGCGUCUCACAAAGACAGACCAAAUGACAGAUUUCCACCGGUCUAAUGUCCGUUGCUUGUGUUUCUUGGCCCAAGCAAGUCUCUUCUUAUUGGUGUCCUUUUAGUAGUGGUUUCUUUGCAGCAAUUCGACCAUGAAGGCCUGAUUUUCACCAGUCUCCUCUGAACAGUUGAUGUUGAUGUGUAUGUUACUUGAACUCUGUGAAGCAUUUAUGUAGGCUGCAAUCUGAGGUGCAGUUAACUCUAUAAUGAACUUAUCCUCUGCAGCAGAGGUAACUCUGGGUCUUCCUUUCCUGUGGCGGUCCUCAUGAGAGCCAGUUUCAUCAUAGCGCUUGAUGGUUUUUGCGACUGCACUUGAAGAAACUUUCAAAGUUCUUUAAUUUUCCGGCUUGAAUGACCUUCAUCUCUUAAAGUGAUGGACUGUCGUUUCUCUUUGCUUAUUUGAGCUAUUCUUGCCAUAAUAUGGACUUGGUCUUUUACCAAAUAGGGCUAUCUUCUCUAUACCACCCCUACCUUGUCAUAACACAACUGAUUGGCUCAAACGUAAAUUAACUUUUAACAAGGCACACCUGUUAGUUUAAAUGCAUUCCAGGUGACUACCUCAUGAAGCUGGUUGAGAGAAUGCCAAGAGUGUGCAAAACUGUCAUCAUGGCAAAGGGUGGCUACUUUGAAGUAUCUCAAAUAUAAAAUAUAUUUUGCUUUGUUUAACACUUUUGGUUACUACAUGAUUCCAUAUGUGUUAUUUCAUAGUUUUGAUGUCUUCACUAUUAUUCUGCAAUGUAGAAAAUAGUAAAAAUAAAGAAACCCUGGAAUGAGAGGUGUCAACUUUUGACUGGUGCGGUGUGUGUAUAUAUAAAUAUACACACAAACACACACCCUCUAUCUAUCAUAUACAUACAUACAUACAUACAUACACACACACACACCACCAAAACACACCUAUUACUUUACAUUCACUCUGAAAGAUUCCAGCUUCUUUAGAAUGGGAUUAAGUGGGUUUAGACAUGUCAGGAAUCACAAUGCUCUUGUUGGGGUUUCUAAAUUAGAAUGUUGUGCUCAUCUGCACUUUCUGGUUUCCUUUUAUGAUUUCUUUGCUGUCCAAUUCUUUAUCUCAUACUAGCGUCAACUUAAUUAUCUAACCUGCUAACCUCAAUGUCAGUCUGUGCUGACAGUACCAGUUAUUGUUUUCAACUUACCAAAGGCCUAGGCUUUACGGUGUGGGACACAAUGUUAUUUUUCAAGCAAUUCUAUUCAAACAGCAGUUUACGUUGAUGUAUGUACGGUACAAUGUUACACUUGGUCCAGUUACCCCUCUUAUCAAACCAAUAAACUCUUUAACUCAUCUUGCUUUUUCAGUGGUGAUGUGUAGAUUGUGGUGGUGAUGUUGGACGUCUUUGAUCUGGGAAACCGGCCCCUUUUCUGA